UGGAGACAGGUUCUCCUUCAGUCGCUGAGUCAACCUCGUUGAGGCAAGACGGAGUAGAUAUGGCUCGAUGGACGUUGGCCUUAGGACUGCUGCUUGUAAUGGUGGCAGCAGCAUAUGCAGGUGAUAUGAUGCGCAAGUCAAUUGUGUUCAACAAGAAAACUCCAGAUGUAUUCUACUGCCCACAGCGGAAGCCAACAGGUUUUGACAAAAUGAUUGUUCAGGCAAAACCUCUAAGCAAGUUGUGUGAACAUGGUGGUAAUAAACUCCCAUCAGACUACAAGAGUGAUUGUUACAAUGAUGUUGAUGAGUCAGAAUAUGCCUGCAAAGAAAAGUAUCGCAUCAUGAUGAGACUUCAUCCCCCAGGCAGUGAGGAUGCUGAGAAGUAUUUCUCAAAUGGUUUCACCUACAAAGGAAAGAAAAAUGCUGCUUACAAAAAGAAACCUUUACAUUAAGUGACAAAGUGUAAAGUGUGAUUUUGGUUUUAGUCAUAUAAAUAUUGUGAAUUUGUAUGGUUAUUCAGCAGGUAACAACAAAUUAUUAUCAUGUUCAUACUGAUUUUAAACUAUACAUUUUAUAUUCUGAAUAUUACAAGUGCUUAGUUAAAUAACCCUUAAAAUGUAAGAAUAAAUUACAAAUGUUUUAUAUGAAUCUGCAAAUU
Molecule: messenger RNA, 658 nt
Organism: Cryptotermes secundus
Lineage: Eukaryota; Metazoa; Arthropoda; Insecta; Blattodea; Kalotermitidae
Exons: 4
Coding region: 60-452 (130 amino acids)
Source: RefSeq, a predicted model, not a curated record